AACACGAUCCGCGGUUGUUACGCACACUGCACAAUGGCUUCGAAAGCGCAUGUUGUAGUGAUUGGAGCUGGAGUGAUCGGUCUGACGAACGCCGUGUUCCUCGCCGAGGCAGGCUACAUCGUGACCAUCAUCGCAGCACACGUCCCCGGAGACGAAAGCAUAGAAUACACCUCCCCCUUCGCCGGCGCCCACUUCAGAACCCACGCCCCAGCCUCCCAACCCGAACUCUGCGACUGGGACAUCCAAACUUUCAAAUUCUGGGAAACCCUCCUCCUCCAAGAACCCCCAGAGACAUGCGGGAUCAAAAUGCAAAUUUCAAAUCACUUCUGGGAUACCACCGCGAUCCACGAAUCCCUCUGGUGGGCUCCGCACGUCCAAGAUUUCGCCCAAAUCCUUGAAUUCCAGGAUCCCGUUCGGAGCAUUAAUCUUUCUUCUCCGGCGCAUAUGCAGGUGAAGUGGGCUGCGACUUCUCGGGCGCCUUCUCUCGAUCCGAAUCGUUACCUCGUCUACCUCCACGAACGAGCGCGACGAUCCGGGGCCAUUUUCUUCCAAUCGCGGCUUCCGAUGGAUGGAGGGUUUGCGAAGGCUUUGGAGGCUGCGGGAGGGAUUGCGAGAGUGGUGAGACCUCAGACGUCAGGGCCUGAGGUUUUUGUGAAUUGUACGGGACUCGGGGCGGGGAGGAUUUGUGGUGAUGAUGGUAUGUUUCCGAUUCGAGGACAGACGGUACUGGUCAAGGGUGAGGCGCAGGCUACGAGGACGAGGUAUCAUGGUGGGGCUAUUGGAGAGGGGGAGACGAGUUAUUGUAUUCCUAGACCGGGAUCGGGGACGACGAUUCUUGGGGGGACGAAGGAGAAAGGGGAGUGGAGUGAGGUGCCGAGUGAGGAGACUAAAAAGACGAUACUGGAGAGAUGUAGUUGGAUGGUUCCUGAGCUUCUCACGGCGGAGGAUGGCGGCUUUGAGGUUAUCAGUACCCAGUGUGGUCUGAGACCUGGAAGGGAAGGUGGACCUAGAGUGGAAAGUGAGGUUAUUGGGUCAAGAAAGGUUGUGCAUGCUUAUGGGCAUGCUGGUGGUGGAUAUCAGUCGUCAAUUGGAAGUACGAGGAAGGUCAUGAAGUUGGUGGAGGAGAUCUUGAGCAACGAUGCUGCUGCAAGGCCAAGGCUAUGAAAGUUAUGAUUGACCUCCUCG
Pseudocercospora fijiensis CIRAD86 is the source of this 1185-nucleotide messenger RNA. RefSeq lists its product as uncharacterized. NCBI's taxonomy places the organism in Eukaryota, Fungi, Ascomycota, Dothideomycetes, Mycosphaerellales, Mycosphaerellaceae. The record is from RefSeq and is a predicted model, not a curated record. The transcript has a single exon. Bases 34 to 1164 code for a protein of 376 amino acids. Gene Ontology annotation, molecular function: FAD binding; D-amino-acid oxidase activity.